Molecule: messenger RNA, 3644 nt
Organism: Sarcophilus harrisii (Tasmanian devil)
Lineage: Eukaryota; Metazoa; Chordata; Mammalia; Dasyuromorphia; Dasyuridae
Gene: HID1
Product: HID1 domain containing
Exons: 19
Coding region: 130-2517 (795 amino acids)
Cellular component (GO): Golgi medial cisterna; Golgi trans cisterna; membrane
Source: RefSeq, a predicted model, not a curated record
GCCGGCGGAGGGCCGGGCCUGGAGGCGGAGGCGGAGGUGGAGCGAGGCGGGGACGCGCGGGGCUCGGGGAGCCCGUCUCGGCCACCGGGAGAGUAGCCCGCGGCGGUGGGGCCGGGACCGGGGGGAGACAUGGGGACGGCCGACUCCAAGCUGAACUUCCGGAAGGCGGUCAUCCAGCUCACCACCAAGACUCAGCCUGUGGAAGCCACUGAUGAUGCUUUCUGGGACCAGUUCUGGGCAGACUCAGCCACCUCAGUACAGGACGUUUUUGCACUAGUUCCAGCAGCAGAGAUCAGAGCUGUUCGGGAAGAGUCACCUUCCAACCUGGCCACCUUAUGCUAUAAGGCAGUAGAGAAGCUGGUGCAAGGGUCGGAGAGUGGCUGUCACUCAGAAAAAGAGAAGCAGAUUGUCCUCAACUGCUGCCGGCUCCUCACCCGGGUGCUGCCCUACAUCUUUGAGGAUCCUGACUGGAGGGGCUUCUUUUGGUCUACGGUGCCGGGAGCUGGCCAAGAAGGGGGUGAGGAGGACGAGAAUGCCCGGCCCCUGGCAGAGUCCCUGCUCUUGGCCAUUGCUGAUCUGCUCUUUUGCCCUGACUUUACUGUCCAGAGCCACCGAAAGAGUGCCGUGGACUCGGCAGAAGACAUUCACUCCCUGGACAGCUGUGAGUACAUCUGGGAGGCCGGCGUGGGCUUUGCCCACUCUCCACAGCCCAACUAUACCCAUGACCUGAACCGGACUGAACUGCUGAAGUUGCUUCUGACCUGCUUUUCUGAGGCCAUGUACCUGUCCCCAUCUCCUGACUGCAAUAGUGCCAACCCCUGGGUACAGUUCUUCUGCUCUACAGAGAACAGACAUGCUCUUCCACUGUUCACCUCUCUCCUCAACAUCGUCUGUGCCUACGACCCGGUGGGCUACGGGAUUCCUUACAACCACCUGCUGUUUUCGGACUAUCGGGAGCCCCUAGUGGAGGAAGCCGCCCAGGUGCUCAUUGUGACCUUGGACUACGACAGCGCCACCAGCAGCAGCCCCACUGUGGACGGGACCACCACGGGCACCGCGAUGGAUGACGCGGAUCCUCCAGGCCCUGAGAAUCUGUUUGUGAACUACUUGUCCCGAAUUCACCGUGAGGAGGAUUUCCAGUUCAUCCUUAAGGGUGUGGCCCGAUUACUCUCCAACCCACUGCUUCAGACAUAUCUGCCUAACUCAGCCAAGAAAAUCCAGUUCCAUCAGGAAUUACUAGUUCUGUUUUGGAAGCUCUGUGACUUCAAUAAGAAAUUCCUCUUCUUCGUGUUGAAGAGCAGUGAUGUGUUAGACAUCCUCGUCCCCAUCCUCUUCUUCCUCAAUGAUGCUAGAGCUGAUCAGUCUCGAGUGGGUCUGAUGCACAUCGGAGUUUUUAUAUUGCUGCUCUUGAGUGGAGAACGCAACUUCGGGGUUCGGCUGAACAAGCCCUAUUCUGUUCGAGUUCCCAUGGACAUCCCUGUCUUCACUGGCACCCACGCUGACCUGCUCAUUGUGGUGUUCCACAAGAUCAUCACCAGCGGCCAUCAGCGUCUACAGCCUCUCUUUGAUUGCUUGCUCACCAUCAUAGUGAAUGUGUCUCCAUAUCUCAAGAGCCUGUCCAUGGUUGCAGCCAAUAAGCUACUCCACCUUCUAGAGGCUUUCUCUACCACCUGGUUCCUGUUUUCUGCUGUCCAGAACCAUCACCUGGUCUUCUUUCUCCUUGAGGUCUUUAACAACAUCAUUCAGUACCAGUUUGAUGGUAACUCAAACCUUGUCUAUGCCAUCAUUCGAAAGCGAAGUGUCUUCCACCAGCUGGCCAACCUGCCCACAGACAUGCCCUCCAUCCACAAAGCCCUGCAGCGUCGAAGGAAGACCCCAGAGACCUUGUCUCGAACCAACUCCCAGGAGGGUGUCUCCAUGGAGGGCUCUUGCCCUGCUGCACCUGCUGAGCCGGGUACCCUCAAGACCAGCCUUGUGGCUACACCAGGCAUUGACAAGCUGACGGAGAAGUCCCAGGUGUCUGAGGACGGAACAAUGAGAUCUCUGGAGCCCGAGGCCAGUCGGAGCCCGGCUGAGAGCAGCUCCCCGGCCAGAAAGAGCGAGGGAGAACAGUGGAACGGGGAGCCUGGCCAAGCCUGUCGAGAACAGCAGCAAUCGCCCACUGCUUCAGCGGGCGGGCAGUGGAGCCCGACUCCAGACUGGGUUCUCUCUUGGAAGUCCAAGCUACCGCUACAGACCAUUAUGAGGCUGCUGCAGGUGCUGGUGCCUCAGGUGGAGAAGAUCUGCAUCGAUAAAGGGCUGACUGAUGAAUCAGAAAUCCUCAAGUUCCUGCAGCACGGCACCCUGGUGGGGCUGCUGCCUGUGCCGCACCCCAUCCUCAUCCGCAAGUACCAGGCCAACUCGGGCACUGCCAUGUGGUUCCGUACUUACAUGUGGGGCGUCAUCUACCUAAGGAACGUGGACCCACCAGUCUGGUACGACACUGAUGUGAAGCUGUUUGAGAUCCAGCGGGUGUAAGCAGAAGAGAAGAGAAGAGGAAGGAAGGGGUUGGAAGGGUUGAGUGCCAGGGUGAUCCCUCGGCCCUUCCCCCAUGCCUGGUUCUGAUUCCUCCACCUUCAGACUGCCAUUUCAAGCUUCAUUAUCACUUUGACCUGAGGAAGGGGUUGGGAGGUGGGAAGGGCUAACUUCCCCAAGAGUUCUGUCCAGGAAUUAGGGAAAUGUGGGGAACUAGCUGUGCCCUUUCCCCACAGCUGGCUUAUGAAGUUCUCCUGCCUGGUGGUACAGAAAACAUCACAGAUGGGAAGGUAGAGUCAAGGAAGGGGAAGCUUCCUCUGCUAAGAAGAUAGAUACCUCUUGGGGUCCUAGGGCCAAAUUUCUACCUAAUCAUUACAUCUCUUCCAUUUCAAGCCUGUAUUAUAGCCCUGGCUCCCUGGAAGACUUGGUUCUACACCACCCUUUAUAUAGUCACUCUCUUCUUUGACCAUGUCUUUCAGAUAUGCAGAGGAUCCUGAGUGUCUCAGAGGGAUAAUUUUAGAUUAGGGUCUUCACUAUCUGGGGAAGUUGAGGUUUGAAUGCUGGGAUGCCCUUUCCCUCUUAUUCAUUCCAUAUCCAAUGUACCACUGAGACUGAGCAGCUUGUAGGAAGAAAUGGGCUGAGAGAGCUUUUUAGGGCUUUGUUUUUGAGGUAAGGAGAGGGUAACAGUUCCAACUCAAAGUUUGAGUCCAAUGGCCAUGGCUUAGGUGAUCAUCUAUGUUCUCAUGUUUGUACAAAAGUCCUCUCCCAUGGGAACCUUUUUCACAAACUAUUUUCCAGAAAGGAAUAUGACAGGGGAAGCAGUUCUCUUCCUUUAUUCUAAUUACAGCUUUAUCUCUAAGGGCAGAGAGCCUGUUUCUCUUCAUGUUGGAUAAAUGGAGGGGAAUCAGGGGGAAGGCAGUCCAAAAUCCCCUCCCCCUGCUUCCCCAUAGCUUUCCCAGGUGGCUCCCCCGAAACCUUCAGUCCUCAGCUCUGUCCUUCAACAUUAUUCCUUCAAAUGUGUCCCAUCCUUGGCUAACACCCACUCUCAAUACAAUCUUAACUUUCAUGCACUAGAAACGCACUGUACAAUCUGCUACUUUUCACAAAAUUAAAACCUCCCUUUUCCUGGC